ACUGGUUUCCACGGUGGGCUGAUCCCUCCAGCGCGGCUCUUCCGGUGGAGACGUGGCUCUCUGCUGCUGCCAUAUUGACGCUAACGCGCUAACAAUCACUCAACUGGAAGUCAGCUGGAUCGUUCCUCACCUUUCCAGAGGGCCAAAAAACAUCCCAGCGGUGGAAACACGAGGGACUGAAGAUCUCCACACCUCACAGAGUGACCGAAUAUGGUGCUGUUGGCAGCGGCGGUGUGCACCAAGGCCGGAAAGGCCAUAGUGUCCCGGCAGUUUGUGGAAAUGACCCGGACGCGGAUCGAGGGUCUUCUGGCUGCGUUCCCUAAGCUGAUGAACACGGGCAAGCAGCACACCUUUGUGGAAACAGACAGUGUUCGUUACGUGUACCAGCCGCUGGAGAAACUCUACAUGGUCCUCAUCACCACCAAGAACAGCAACAUUCUGGAGGACUUGGAGACACUCAGACUUUUCUCCCGGGUGAUCCCAGAAUACUGUCGCGUGCUGGAGGAGAGUGAAAUUUCGGAGCACUGUUUCGACCUGAUCUUUGCCUUUGAUGAGAUCGUGGCGCUCGGCUACAGAGAGAACGUGAACUUGGCUCAGAUUCGCACCUUCACAGAGAUGGAUUCCCACGAGGAGAAGGUUUUCCGUGCUGUCAGAGAGACCCAGGAACGGGAAGCCAAGGCAGAGAUGAGGAGGAAGGCCAAGGAGCUGCAGCAGGCCAGGAGAGAUGCUGAGCGUUCUGGGAAGAAGGUGCCAGCGUUUGGAGGCUUUGGCAGUGCAGGAAUGAGCAGCAUGUCCUCGGGCUCCGUCAUCACAGAAACCAUCGUCGAGCCUGAAAAACCCAAGAUCACACCAACUCCAGUCCGAUCAAGUGGACCAAGCAGAGCUCUGAAACUGGGCGCUAAAGGGAAAGAGGUGGACAACUUUGUUGACCAGCUGAAGUCUGAAGGUGAAACCAUCAUUCCUUCAACAGGGAAGAGAGGCUCAGAUGUGUCUAAGGCUCUGCCAGCACCUGUCAAUGUGGAGAGCGUACACCUGCGUGUGGAGGAGAAGAUCUCGCUGACCUGUGGCCGUGAUGGUGGCCUGCAGAACAUGGAAGUGCUUGGCAUGGUGACGCUUCGGGUCACAGAUGACAAAAACGGACGCAUCCGCCUCAUUAUCAACAACAAUGACAACAAAGGACUACAGCUGCAGACUCAUCCCAACGUGGACAAGAAGUUAUUCACCGCUGAUUCUGUGAUUGGCCUGAAGAACCCAGAGAAGUCCUUCCCUCUCAGUAAUGAUGUUGGAGUGCUGAAGUGGAGGCUGCAGACCACAGACGAGUCCCUCAUACCGCUCACCAUAAACUGCUGGCCGUCAGAGAGCGGCUCUGGCUGUGACGUCAACAUCGAGUAUGAGCUUCAGGAGGACAGCCUUGAGCUGAACGACGUCGUCAUCACUAUCCCUCUACCGUCUGGGGUGGGAGCUCCUGUCAUCGGGGAUCUGGAUGGAGAGUACAAACACGACAGCCGGCGGAACCUGCUGGAGUGGUGCCUACCUGUUAUCGAUGCCAACAACAAGACCGGCAGCAUGGAGUUCAGCAUCGCUGGACAGCCCAACGACUUUUUCCCAAUCAACGUGUCCUUUGUGUCCAAGCGCAACUACUGUGACAUUCAGGUUACCAAAGUGACUCAUGUAGAUGGAGACAGCCCUGUCAAGUUCUCCUCAGAAACCUCCUUUGUUGUUGACAAGUACGUCAUCGAGUAGAUUUUGGAAGAACAUGACAAAUACAAAAAAAACAACAAAAAAAGCUAAAUCCACCAGAAAAAAGUCCAGAUCUGCGCUACGGAGGAGAAUGAAGGUCUCUGCCUGUGCCCCUGUUUACUCUCUGAGGCCGUACAUCGACGGGACUGCGUUGGCCUCUGGGCGGAGCCUCCUGUGGUGGUGAAGAGCAGCGGGGGCUUAUUUAUGUUUGUAUGAAAGAGGAUCAUCUAUAUAGAGUUAAUUGAACAUGAAAAACAACAAAUAUGCGUAAAUAAGAACCCCACUGAUGCUGUUGUGUAGAACUGUAAAGACUAAGUAGAGGUUGACUGUGGGGCUGAAGGAGGACCUGAGACAUCCAGCUCCACUAGAGGGCGCUCUACUCCUCCUUGGCCUCGUUUCUCCUUCACGUUGCAGUUUACUGAUUUAUGAACAGGGCCCUUUUUCUUUCCAGGUUUUCUAAUUGUGAAAUAGCUGCUGUCUGGUUGAUUCCACUCCUCCUCUUAUCUUGUGAUUGAAUUAAUAAAAGCUCCGAUUUUUUUUUUUUCUUACAAAAACAGUUUUAAUUUUUCCGGUUUGUAGAAUUCGGCUCGUUUGGGGGAAACAACGGAACAAGGCUUUUUCUGUUUCAGUUAUUAGCAAAGUGGUCUUUUUCAAUGUAGACAUGAUUUCAUUACCAUUGUUUAGUCAGUUUCAUCACUUAUCUUCGUGUUUGACAGCGAAGAGCAGAACUUACCAGUAAAAUCUUUUCACUGUCCUCAUGUUUAUUUUUGAACACCAUCAAAACCACUCCUUAUCACUAAUGUUGGUUUUAGUUGAGCGGAAAGCUUGGAGCUGUUUAGUUUUGCAGAAAGGACCCACAACAACAUCCCGGACCUCGGAUAAGGCCCGUAGAGACCUGCGUCGCCCUCGUCGAGCCCGUUCUUCAGCAGGGACACUCUGGAGCUCACGGUAAACUGUAAUGUUCGUCCACCCAGUUAUCCUUUACUGUCAUCAGCAUCACCUGGGAAGUAAUAUUUGUUGUUCUAUUUUUCCUUUUGUUUGUAUCCCCUUAAUUUCAAAUUAGACGUGGCUGUGGGGUCAGAAAUGACUAAAAUGAGCUUUUGUUUGUUUUUCUUUUGAAAGCAAAUUGCCGAAGGGGGAUCUUAACAUUCCAGUGUAGAAAAAAAACUUUAAUGGAAUAAAAUGUAUAAUUGAAAAGUUA
Nothobranchius furzeri (turquoise killifish) is the source of this 2941-nucleotide messenger RNA. RefSeq names its product archain 1b (gene arcn1b). Gene Ontology annotation, biological process: endoplasmic reticulum to Golgi vesicle-mediated transport; retrograde vesicle-mediated transport, Golgi to endoplasmic reticulum; Golgi localization. Gene Ontology annotation, cellular component: COPI vesicle coat. The record is from RefSeq and is a predicted model, not a curated record. Lineage: Eukaryota; Metazoa; Chordata; Actinopteri; Cyprinodontiformes; Nothobranchiidae.